Diplodia corticola is the source of this 3348-nucleotide messenger RNA. Its product is annotated as glucan endo-beta-glucosidase b. Gene Ontology annotation, molecular function: beta-glucosidase activity. The transcript has 9 exons. The record is from RefSeq and is a predicted model, not a curated record. Lineage: Eukaryota; Fungi; Ascomycota; Dothideomycetes; Botryosphaeriales; Botryosphaeriaceae. Gene Ontology annotation, biological process: glucan catabolic process. The coding region runs from base 1 to 3348 and encodes 1115 amino acids. Gene Ontology annotation, cellular component: cell surface; extracellular region.
AUGCACCUCCCCCUCCUCCCCAUCUUUCUCCCCCUCCUCCCCCUCCUCCUCCUCCUCCACUCCCCCCACCCCACCAACGCCUGGCUCCCCACCUCCCCCCCGCCGGGCAUCACCCUCAGCGGCUUCGCCGCCACAUCCAAGAUCCGCGGCGUCAACCUCGGCUCGCAGUUCGUCGUCGAGCCGUGGAUGGCGGGCGACGAGUGGGCGGCCAUGGGGUGUGGAACCACCAAAGCCGAGUUCCAGUGCGUCAAGCAGGCGUAUGGGGGGGAUGUGGCGAGGGCGAGCGCGGCGUGGAAGAAGCAUUGGGCGGGGUGGGUCACGAAUGCGGAUUUGGAUGAGAUGGUGGGGGUGGGGUUGAAUACUGUUAGGAUACCGGUGGGCUGGUGGAUGAAGGAGGAUUUGGUGGCGAGUGGCGAGUACUUCCCCAAGGGCGGGUUCGCGUACCUGCAGAGCUUGUGCCAGCAUGCUGCGGAGAACGGCAUGUAUGUCAUCAUCGAGAUGCACGGCGCUCCCGGGACACAGAACGCCAACCAGCCGUUUACUGGUAACUACUCGGACAAAGCCUACUUCUAUCAAUCCGACUACCAAUCCGGCCGUGCAUACAAAUUCCUCUCCUGGCUCACCACAGCCAUCCAAUCGCAACCCGCCUACUUCCGCACCGUCGGCGCCAUCGGGCUCCUCAACGAGCCCAAGUUCAACAGCCCCAACGACCCCGACAUCCGCUGGACGACAGAACACUACUACGGCUCCGCCAUCUCCGCCGUGCGAGCCGCCGAAGCCAAUCUCGGCAUCGCACCGACGUCGCGCUCGGCGCUCAGCAUCACCAUCAUGGACGACCUCUGGCACGACCUGUCGGGCGCGACGGACCCGGCGGCGCACCUGACGGCGGCGCAGAAGACCGGGCUGCUCUUCGACGACCACAACUACGAGACGGUGCCCGUGCGGGGCAUGACGCCGGCGCAGGUGGUGGCGUACGCGUGCGGCGACGACCGCCGCACCGGAUUGCAGGGCGGCGAGAAGAAGGUCGUCGGCGAGUGGGCCAUGAGCCUGGCGCAGACGGGCGCAGGCUUCACGCCCGAGGUGGCGAAUCGCGACUUUUGGAGCAGCUACUUCUCGGCGCAGCAGUGGCAGUACGAGCGUACGAGGGGGUGGAUUUAUUGGAGUUGGAAGGUGCAGAAGGGCGGCGGCGCGGGCGAGGCGCUGCAGUGGAGUUAUAAGGAGCUGGAGACAGACGGGCGGCAGUCUUUCUUCCAUGUGGCAGGCGUGCUUUACAACACCACCCUCAACGAGUACCUGGAGGACCAGCUCAACGGAUGGAGAAUCAUAGCAUGGGCCCUCGACUACUGGACAUCAUGGUACGACGACGAGAGCAGGACCGGCUCCUCUGACCACCUCGGCGAGAUGCAAACGGACCUCAACAGCUACGCCAAGCAAGCCUUCCCAUGCAACGAGUCGUCGCCAACCUACGGAUCCGACUUCAUGUCCACAGUCAACAGCACCCUCGGACUGAACGAGACGUCCGAGGCUCCCCAGGAUCCGCCGAAAGCCACGUCCGAGUUGAGGCGGUUGCUUGCGGAAAAGCUGCAGGGCGCAAAGGACCGAGCUGCCGUGCUGCGCAACCUCGUGGCCGCUUCGUACAUGGGCGUGGGCUUCGGUGGAGCAAAGGCCUGCCGCGCCGCCGUCAACGAGUAUCUGGAAAACGCGAGCGAGUGGGACAAAGCCGGCGCCAGUGCCGCGGGCACCCUGCUGACGCUCCUCCCGUCACUGCUCACCCUGGGGAACCUGUACGUUCCCAAGUUCUCCGAAGCCGCCGCCGCCGGCGUCUUUGUUUCUGGGGCCUCGGCCGUGUCGACGCUGGGUCUGCCCGUCAAGUCUAUUUCCGUCGUCGGGUGGCGGCAGCGGUUCGAGACCAAGUCGUUCACCGGCUACGGAAGAAAGGGCCUGGCCCAGCUUGGCCGCCGCGUGAAUGCGCUGUCGAACCAAGCGCGGUAUAGGGUGAGGAUGGAAGCACUCCAAGCCUGGUACGCCGAGCCGAGCCUGAGCUGGUCCGAAGAUCCCCUCGACGGCUACAUGGAGCCGGUUCGCUCGCCCGACUGCACGCCCGAGGGGGAAGCGUGUGAGAACAUGUUCUGGAAGAUCAAGUCUCGGGUGGUCAACGACUGGCCCAACAGGGAGCCCUUCGCCCCGCUGAUGGACUCGUCCACCAUCCUAGUCAGCUACUUCGUGACCUUCUUCGGAACCAUGCUCUUCAGCACCGCAGGCAUCCCGAUGCAGCUCGGCUCCUGCAACAGCCGCAACUACUCCAUCUGGCUCAUCUGCGGCACGGCCAUCAGCUCCAUCGCCAAGCUCUACAGCUUCUCCAAAAGCGGCCACCAAAUCCUGAAAUUCUACCCCCUCUCCCCCCUCGCCCAAUCCACCCUAACCGCCAACCUCUCCCUCCCCCACGACGACGACAGCAGCAACACCACCACCACCACCACCCCCACAACAACCGAAACAUCCCUCCCCCCCCUCUCCCGCCCCACCCCCCUCACCCACCUCCUCCUCCCCCUCACCACCCUCCACCGCCUCUUCCUCGCCGCCGCCGCCCGCAUCAACCCCCGCCGCCGCCGCCGCUCCAGCCCCAGCCCCAGCCCCAGCCCCCGCUCCACCCCCACCUCCUUCUACUCCACCCUCCCCCUCCUCUUCCGCACCCGCCACCAAACCCCACGCAUCCCGCGCCUCCGCCCGCUCACCGUGCUCCUCCGCGCGACGAACAACAACAACAACAGCACCAACAGCAACCCCGCCCACCACACCCUCCCCGGCCUCCUCACCGGCCUCGUCUUCAUCGCGCUGACCUUCCUCUUCGGCGCGCAGUGGGGCGGCAACCUCGUCGUCGUCUUCUACACCGUCGUCGCGUUCCUCGUCGUCGUGGCGGCGGCGAGGGGGUUGUGCGUGUGGUUGGUGUGGCGGUUGGGGCGGAAGGCGGGGUUGCAUGUCGUCGAGUGCGCUGCUGGGGAUGGUGGCGAUGGGGACGAUGAGGUGGCGGGGGUGGCGAGGGUGUUGGCGAGUAUGACGGGGGUGUUGGUGGUGAGUGGGGAUGGGGGGAGCUGUUUUUAUGGGGGGGCGUUGGUGAGUGGGAGGGGGUGGUGGGAGGGGUGGAGGCGGGAGUAUGUGGCGGGGAGGUUUGAUGGGGAUGGGGAUGGCGGGGAGGGGGAAGGGAGUGGUGGUGGUGGUGAUGUCGAGCGAGGGGGGCGGUCGCAGUGGCCGUCGUGGUGGGGCGAGCGUGGGAACAAGGCGUCGGCCAAGGUGGCGAGCGAGACGGAGUUGAUGGGUAUGACCGAGUUGCCGCGGCGGCUGCAGUAG